This is a messenger RNA of Brassica rapa (field mustard), 1745 nucleotides long. RefSeq names its product probable prolyl 4-hydroxylase 8. Gene Ontology annotation, biological process: peptidyl-proline hydroxylation to 4-hydroxy-L-proline. Gene Ontology annotation, cellular component: endoplasmic reticulum. Gene Ontology annotation, molecular function: iron ion binding; procollagen-proline 4-dioxygenase activity; L-ascorbic acid binding. NCBI's taxonomy places the organism in Eukaryota, Viridiplantae, Streptophyta, Magnoliopsida, Brassicales, Brassicaceae. The record is from RefSeq and is a predicted model, not a curated record.
GUUUAGUAAACCGAUACAGAAUAUUUUUUAAGGAGACAAUAAAAAUUUAACAUUACCAGAAGACAGUUAGUAGAUUUCUCAAAAGAACAAUCAAGCUCUACAUAUCAUAAUUGGUUUCUCAAACUAAAAGUGUUGCUGGACUUAGUCCAUAUUCUUUAACACUACAAUAAGUAGGUUAAUUAUAAUAUUUUUUUAGAACAAAAGGUUAAUAUAAUUUUUGGGAUAAAAAAAAUGAGCAGGUUAAACUAAGAAGGGUCUACAAAUCUAUAAUACAUUGAUUUUUUUUUUUUUUUUUACAAUACAAUACAUGAUUUUAUCUGUAUCAAUUGACAAGUUUAAUUAAUACAUGAGAUUCAGCUACUAGUUACUACAAGUGUCUCAAAACUAUAAAUGAAGGAAAGAAUCUUUAUGCUAGAAACAAAAGGAGCCUGAUAAGUAUGCACUUAUAGGUUGAGAAGCCACUCUGUCUUUGUAUCUAACUAACACGUUAAAGAAGAAAACAAAUUCAUUUACUCAUAACUUAGCUUUCCAUAUUCAAAUGCAUGUUUUCAGUGUAACGUCUUUUCUUUCGGUUUCAUUAGAUUCUCUACGGUUUCUUGAAAACUUGUAGACAAAAACAAACAAUCCAAUCAAGAAUGGUGAAGAAACCGAAGCACCUCCGUCCUCAGCCGCGUAAAUCUUCGUUGACGACGCAUGCUUUCACAUUUCUCAUACUUGCUCUCUUCUCCAUUCUCAUCCUUCUCGGUCUCGGGAUCCUUUCACUGCCCAGCACCCGCAUGAUCUCUUCAAGGCCGACAGAUUUCACCACUGUUGAACGGACUAGCGAAGGGAGGGAGAGUACUUAUGGAGACGAUGAAGGUAAUGGUGAGCGUUGGCUUGAAGUUAUAUCGUGGGAGCCUAGAGCUUUCCUUUACCACAAUUUCUUGACGAAUGAAGAAUGUGAGCACUUGAUUAGUCUCGCAAAGCCUAAUAUGGCGAAGUCAAAGGUGGCUGAUGUCAAAACUGGAAGGAGCAAAGACAGCAGAGUACGAACAAGUUCAGGAGCUUUUCUUAAAACUGGGCAUGACGAAAUAGUGAAAGAGAUUGAGGAUAAGAUUUCAGAUUUCACAUUCAUUCCUGUAGAAAAUGGAGAAAGUCUACAAGUUCUACAUUAUGAAGUUGGGCAAAAAUAUGAGCCUCACCAUGACUAUUUCACAGACGAGUUCAACGUCAAAAGAGGAGGGCAACGAGUUGCUACUGUACUUAUGUACCUCUCGGAGGUUGAGGAAGGCGGUGAAACAGUUUUCCCUUUAGCCAAAGGAAAUAUUAGUGAUGUCCCAUGGUGGAACGAGCUCUCACAAUGUGGUAAGGAAGGACUCUCUGUUCUGCCAAAGAAGAGAGACGCUUUGCUCUUCUGGAGCAUGAGGCCUGACGGGUCCCUAGACCCUUCGAGUUUGCAUGGUGGCUGUCCAGUGAUUAGAGGAAACAAGUGGUCAUCAACUAAAUGGCUUCACGCUCACGAGUACAGUAAUUGAGUAAAAAAAGAAGAGGUUUUCAUGAUCUCAUCUCACCAUCAUCAUCAUGUACUAGUAGUACGUGUAUCACCAGCAAAAUCACGUUCUGGCCUUAAAUUAAUUAUGUAGUUAAUGUUUACCUUUUUUUCUUUUGGAAAAAGAGUUUUUUUUUCAGGAAAAUGAAACAUAAACCUGCUGAUCCCUUAUAUAUUAAAAGAGAAGCAUUGUAAUAAAUGCAUUCACAUUAUAAUA